AUCUAGGUUUGAGCAAAUCAAAAUAGCCUGUGAAAGACUGCGAAUUUUAUUGGUUGGGUCGACGGAAGGACUCCCGAUGACUUCUCUGCCCCAUUAUCAAUCGCUUGCAGAGUUUCUGGACCGCUAUCUCGUUUAACUUUGUAGAAUUCGGCUUCACUUUCAGUGUAUGUUGGCUUGAUUUUGCGGCAUACGUGAGGGGGGUUGGAAUUCGGAAGGGAUUUGGGAGGUAAUUGCAGGAUUUGGAUGGAGCCGCGUGUCGGUAACAAGUUUCGGCUUGGACGGAAAAUCGGAAGCGGCUCUUUUGGGGAGAUCUAUUUAGGGACUAAUAUUCAGACCAGUGAACAAGUUGCUAUUAAGCUUGAAAAUGUCAAGACAAAGCAUCCCCAGCUACUUUAUGAAUCAAAGCUGUAUAAGCUACUUCAAGGAGGAACUGGAAUUCCAAAUGUUAGAUGGUAUGGAGUGGAAGGAGAUUACAAUGUUCUUGUGAUGGAUUUACUGGGACCUAGUCUCGAAGACUUGUUUACCUUUUGUAGUAGGAGGUUGUCUUUAAAGACUGUUCUCAUGCUUGCUGAUCAGAUGAUUAGUCGAAUUGAAUAUAUUCACUCUAAAUCUUUCCUGCACCGAGAUAUCAAGCCUGACAACUUCCUCAUGGGUUUGUCGAGACGUGCAAAUCAGGUUUAUGCCAUUGAUUUUGGACUGGCCAAGAAAUAUAGGGACUCUACAAAUCAUCGCCAUAUUCCAUACCGGGAAAAUAAAAAUUUGACUGGAACAGCCAGAUAUGCAAGCAUUAAUACUCAUCUUGGCAUUGAGCAAAGUCGAAGGGAUGAUCUAGAGUCACUUGGAUAUGUUCUCAUGUACUUCCUAAGAGGAAGCCUCCCAUGGCAGGGGCUGAAAGCUGGAACCAAGAAACAGAAAUAUGAGAAAAUUAGUGAGAAAAAAGCGGCGACUACUAUUGAGUCUUUAUGCCGAGGCUAUCCAGCUGAGUUCGCAUCGUACUUCCAUUACUGUCGUUCACUGAGAUUUGAUGACAAACCAGACUAUGCAUAUUUGAAGAAAAUAUUCCGUGAUCUUUUCAUUAACGAAGGUUUUCAAGUUGAUUAUGUGUAUGACUGGACUAUAUUAAAGUAUCAGCAAUCACAGCUGGCCAAUCCUCUAUCUACUCUUGGAACUGCUGCAGGAACGUCAGGAAUUCCAAGUGCAACUAUUGAAAGACAACCAGGUGGCGAGGAAAGUAAAGCCCCUGUUAGGUCUGCAAGUGCAAGUCGAAGCAGAAAUUUCUUGAAUUCUGGAAGCUUUUCGAGACAGAAAGGUGCUGUUGCAAACGAAUCCUCUGUCUCUAGAGAAUUGUCUAGUUCCAGCUUCUUCAGGCCGACUGGCUCCUCAAGGCGCCGUGAAGCAGAGGUUUCAUGCAAUGAUAUUGAUCCCUCUCGCACCCGGGCAGCAGAUCCCAGCCCAAGAAGACUCGGCAAAAGCUCCGUCCUCCCACAGAGAAAUUCUCCUGUCCUAUCAUCAGAUCCCAACCGCACAUCUUUUACGAGAAUAAAGAACUUCGAAUCCACGCUCAAGGGCAUGGAGAGACUACAUUUUAGCCACGAAUGACUGGACUAGAGCCAAAUCGUGAAUAUCAAACAGCUAGCUUUUGGCACUCGAAGAAUCUGUUGAGUUGCGCGCAGAUGAAUCGCGUGCCAUGACGCAGUACUAUUUAUAUAUUUAUUUGGAAGGAGCUGAUCAGAUGUGAUGCGAUGUCAUGUGAUCCCAAGUGAGUCAUCUCAUCUUCCCUAUUUAUCUGAAAGUGUUUUAGUAUUAUUUAUUUAUGUUGGGUAUAGUGUGUGAGUGAGUGAGUCAUUUUAUAUACACAGACACAGUUGGAGUCUUCCAUGCAAUGUUGCUCUUGUUGGUCUCUUAAAUCUAUAUCCCUUCUUCUUUUUAGAGAA
Molecule: messenger RNA, 1934 nt
Organism: Andrographis paniculata
Lineage: Eukaryota; Viridiplantae; Streptophyta; Magnoliopsida; Lamiales; Acanthaceae
Product: casein kinase 1-like protein 2
Exons: 14
Coding region: 244-1599 (451 amino acids)
Biological process (GO): signal transduction; endocytosis; peptidyl-serine phosphorylation
Cellular component (GO): nucleus; cytoplasm
Molecular function (GO): ATP binding; protein serine/threonine kinase activity
Source: RefSeq, a predicted model, not a curated record